ACACAUACACACACAUACACACAAUCACAUACACCCACGUACACACAAUCAGUCUCCUGGCCGUCACGAUGCUUUUCCAUUGAGGUGAAUUCAGAGCGGAGAUGCUGGGACAUGCAGGGCGUCAGUUCUUCCCCAUCCUCAAUCGAAGCCUACAAGCCAAGCCUAACUUUGCUGGACCUCAGCUCGUUGCUAUGACGUCUGACCCUGAUGUUGAUCCGGUAAUUGAGUCUACCGGUGACUUCACUUGAAGUCGCUAUGGACGGGUGGGCGAGUUACGCGAUGGUAAGGAUGAAGUGGCGAUCCAUUUUACUAACUUUUGUCUUAUUGACCCGCCGGUGUCACCAGCCUGUCACUGGUGACUUCGCGGCCUCUGAUGAACGCACAGACGUCGGACACGAUGAGGAUGUACAUCCCAACACCCUCAUAGAAACCAACUGGGACACAAACUGGGACACAAACUGGGACACACACAAAGACAACUAUGAGGACGCUGACUGGCAUCCUCCUUCCUCCCUCCUGGAAACACACUCUGACCCGUUCCCGGACGCCCCACCGGUGAUACGCAGCGGCGACAGUACUGACCAAACCUUCAACCGGACUAUUGGCGGUUCAUCAGCACAGUGCGGCGAGUACAGCAGUCAGUUGACGUCUAGCGGCCAGUGCCGGCUGAUGGCGACGCUGCCUCCGGUGCCGGUGGGAACGACGCAGCAACGCUGCCCUGAUAUGUUCCGCUGCACAGACGACAUCUCGUAUUGGCUCCACGAGAACCAGAGCAGAAAGGAGCAGCUGGAGGAGCUGAGGGAGACGAUGUCACAGCUGCAGGAGGAGCUGAGGAACCACCGCCAUCGAGUCAAGGCCCUGGAGGAGCAGGGUGAAGAAAGCGUUGAUUUCAAGUCGACCUUUGAACAGCGGUUGCGUUCUCUGGAGCUGCGUCAUGCCGAGUCCGAAACGCUGCUCCACGUGCACGCGGCGCUGCUGCACGAGCUGCAGGCGCAGCUCCGCAACCUGUCCGCCACCGUGCAGCUCAUGAGCCACAACGCCAGCUGCACGGUCAACGUCAUCAGAACCACGCCGCUGCUCGGCAUGCGAGACACACUGCCACCAGAUGGACGGCACCUGUCUUUCUGUCCAUCAGACUGUGCAUCUCUGUAUCACAAUGGUGUUCGUCACUCUGGUGUUUACACCAUAAUCCUGUCUCCAGGCACCCUCCUGCCUGUCUACUGCGACAUGGAGACCGAAGGCGGGGGCUGGACGGUGUUUCAGCGGCGGCGCGACGGCUUGGUGAGUUUUAACCGCGGCUGGUCGGAGUACCGCGACGGCUUCGGCGAGCUGCGAGGAGAACACUGGCUGGGCAACCAACAGCUCCACCUGCUGACCAACCAGGGCCACUACAGCCUCCGCAUCGACCUGCAGGACUGGAGCCAUGCCCACGGACACGCCCUCUACCACAGCUUCAGGAUAGAGAAUGAGGAGAACCAGUACCGCCUCCAUGUGUCUGGUUUCAGUGGAACAGUGGAGGAUUCGUUCGCUUGGUACCACGACCAGCACGGCUUCAGCACGCCAGACACCGGCAACAUCUGUGCCGAGAUCAGCCACGCCGGCUGGUGGUUCCACCAGUGUUUCUAUGCCAACCUCAACGGAGUCUACUACGAGGGGGGGCGCUACUCUCUGAAAGCUAAGAACUUGCUCGGGCCGGACGGCAUCGUCUGGUUUUCCUGGAAGGAGUCAGACUUCUACUCUCUGAAGGCCGUAACCAUGAUGAUACGACCACGCAACUUCAGGCCACGCUCAUCGCCAUAGUGAUGGAGCUGCCUCUAGUAUGGAGGACAGAACCUGACAAAAUCCAAAAAGGAAUGAAUAAAUAAAUGACUUUAAUAUGUCAUUAAAUGUAGCCAAAAUCAUAUUUAAAAUAAAUGUAGCUAUUAAUUAAUUGAUAAAAAUGUGACAUGGAUAUUUCUGUUUUGUAGUAAUUCCCUUAUUUAUUUACACUUUGGUAAUUACCCUUUUAAUUUUCAUA
Messenger RNA from Sebastes umbrosus (honeycomb rockfish), 2017 nucleotides. RefSeq names its product angiopoietin-2-like. The coding region runs from base 256 to 1800 and encodes 514 amino acids. The transcript is spliced from 7 exons. The record is from RefSeq and is a predicted model, not a curated record. NCBI's taxonomy places the organism in Eukaryota, Metazoa, Chordata, Actinopteri, Perciformes, Sebastidae.